AAAACACGAGGGGGCCGGGCUAUAAUCCGUUAGGCGCGCGCCAAACCAACCGCCAUCGGGUGCGCUGGCUGCAAAGAGAUAACGUGCAGAUGAAGCAAGGCAAGAGAUGAACAUAGCGAACAACCGUUGACCGCAUACAGACGCCGAUGGUUCGAGGAGCUUGGCGAAUGUAUUACAUGUUUUGGCAUGUCACUGUGACUCAUUAUUAUUUGAAAAAUAUACAUCUUUAGGAAUUCACCUUCAAGGCACCAUUGCAUGAGCGAGUGAAGCGGUUGACUGGCGAUGGUCUUCUGUCUAUCUACGCGAAGAUUUCCUCGACGGUCUCUUUGAUAAUUCCGUGCGGCAUUACUGAGCAAAAUCCGCGUGAGAAGCAGACAGUUGUUCAGAGUUUGGGACCAGGGAGAUUCCGAAGGAGAGAGGGAACAUUCAUGUUAUUUCUAAGAUCGUUGGAGAACAGCUGUGUGAUGCUGUGGCUGCUGGUCCUUGUCCUGCCCGGGGUGGCAUGCAGCGCCCUGACCCAGAACCUUCUACAGCCUGACAACGACCACAGAGACGGUGCUGUUGCCGUGAUGACCAGGCCCCACAUCUACUACUGCCGCUCGCCCAACAUGGAGGUCUUCACCUGCUGGUGGCAUCCCCUUGACAACAGCUCCGAGAGUGACGACAACGUCACCUACAGCCUCACCUACUCCAUAGAGAAGGGGCUGAGGCGUGAGUGUCCGGACUAUGUAACGGGCGGACCCAACAGUUGUCACUUUGACAGCAGCCACACGUCCAUCUGGACCAUAUACUGCAUGAACGUGAUGGCCAGGACUUCCCAUGGAGUGUUCAGCUCCAAGGACCACUGUCUGGACGUGGCUGAUAUAGUGGAGACAGAGGCUCCAGUUAACGUGACCUACACCCUGAUGAACGAGACGGAGGAGGAAGCGGGCCGCACCGCCAUGGUGUCCUGGGUUUACCCAAACCCCUCCCACAUCCAGUACGGUUGGAUCACCCUGGUCUUCGAGCUGCAGUACCGACGCAUCGCCGAGCCCAACAACUGGAAGGUGAAGGGCUUGCUGAGAGAGCCUCGGCUGGAGCUGCUGGAUCUGCCGGUAGGAGAGUACAUUGUCAGGGUGAGAUGCCGUUCCCGCAACAACGGCCUCUGGAGCAAGUGGAGCACCCCUGUCCUACUCUGCGUCCCAGCUAAAUCUACCCCCGAUAAGCUGCUGGCUCUGCUGUUGGUGUCCGGUGUUGGGGUCAUGGUGUUGCUAGUCAUCGGGUUUGGAAUUAUGCUACAGGGCAAGAGGAUAAAAGCAUUCCUUCUGCCUCCAAUUCCCAAACCACGCAUCAAAGGCAUCAAUCCCCUGCUUCUGAAGAAAGGGGGCUUUGAUGAGAUCAACCAUCAUUUCAUCUCCUUCCAUGGCUAUAAGCCCCCAAGCUACAGCGAGGAGGAGGUCUGGGACUCUGUCAGCAUGGACAACAACCAGUCUCUCCAGGCUCCCCCGGGGGUCCUAGCAGUCCGGACGGAGGAUUACGGUAUGGCCAUCCACAGCCAACUACUGGUCCAGACCCCCUCCAGCCACGCCCCUUACACCCCAGUCCCCACCUCUUACAACCCAGUCCCCGCCCCUUACUGCCAGGCUCCAGUGGAAGCCUUCCCGACCGCGUGGGCAUGGCCAACAGCAAACCCCGCCCAGCCGGAGCUUCUGGACUUCCCGGGCACCGACUACAGCAUGAUGGUGGACCCCACCCCCGUCCCGCCUCCGGACCAGCAGGCCCCACCCCCAUCCUCCACCCAGGACUUCUACACGUGCGUGAACGUGCUGGGUGUCAACGGACAGGUGCAGCUGGUGCCCUGCCUGCCCAACCACCGGAAACACAGCCCCUACGUACAGCUGGAGGAGGAGCUAGAGGAGAAGACCAGCCAGUUAGCUGACUACCUGGCUAAGAAGAUGGAGGCAGUAGCCAAUGGGAGAGCGCUGGGGGAGACAGAGGUGGAGACAGAGAGUGUGGAGCAGAGUGAAGUGGCUGUGCCUUUACUGCCUGGAACCACUGGCACACAGGGCAACAGGGUGUGACCAGUUAACACACACACACACACUAACACACACUCACACACAAACACACACAGCAACAGGAAUUACUCUAGGCUCAAAUGAGGAUGUUAACUCAUGGAUGGACCUCUGAAUAGACCUACUUAAUAUACUAACAUAAUGAAGUGUUCUUGUGAGUGCACCGGCCUGGGACAUGACUCCUCUGUGUCUCUACCCCCCCAGUGACACUGCUGCUACUUCUGUUCACUGCUGAUAUGGCAGGGACAACAUUCUGACAACAGUCUCUCUGCGGGGAAUCAGAGAUGCAGCAUUUGACCGUUUUCUUUCAGUGCGGAGCCAAGGUUGGGAUACAAGAUGGAUUCCUUUUAACGCAGAAAAUCUGACAAGAUAUAAAACGGCAACUUGCAAAGUGUCUUGAACAAUAACAAUAGAUUCUCCAUAGAACUGUUGUUGUGUGGAUUGAGUCACUGAAAGGUUAUUAUACUCACCUGUUCCUCUGUCCAAUCUUGUUAGAAAAUAACGACUGCGAACUCUCUUUUUGUUGGAUGUAUAAUGAAUGACCAACCACUCUGUGAAAGAUGCUUAGAUUUUUUAACAAUCAUGUUUUAGGGCUCUGUGAACUCAUUUAACUGUUAAACGAAUGCAAGAAUACCAGUUGUACCGUUCUGAGGCCCAGGCAGAAGUUAGCAUGCAUUUAGAGAACAGUGGAGCACACCAAAGAUCUGAACACCCAGACCAAGAGAGCAGUAAACAAAAUGUAAUGCACUUCUUCAAAUAUAAAUGAAUUUUAGAGAUAAAUUAUUGUAAUUAUUAGAAUGAAUGAAUUACAGAGAAAAUACUUUAAUAUAUAAAAUACACUAAUGAUGUGAAAUAUAAUGAGGCAAUGUGAUGAUAAUAAUAGUAAUAAUAAUAAUAAUAACAGUAAAGUACACUUAUAAAAUGAACUGUCUGGGUUAAAUCCAUGAACUAAAAUCACAGAUUUAACUGCAUGCUUCACACUCAGGAACUCAACCAAGCAUACAGUAGGAAGUCAACCCAGCAAAGGUGCAAUAUACUUUUAGUCCCAUGUGACGGAACAAAAAUACACAAACACACAAACACUCAAAACUUUUUUUCUUUCUUUUAUUUUUUUGUCAGAAAUGAAACUACAGAUUGCACUGUAUUCAAAACAAGUGAUUUUUGGUAACAUCUAUCAUUUUCAGUCUGUAAAACAGCCCUCACUAUGCACUGCUACAUUAGCUACUAUUAACUACAUGCUGGAUUUGAAAGCACUUAUUUUACCAGAACAUAACACAUGCAGCUUUCUCAGGGGAGAAGAGGGGAGGCUAAAGAAAAGAACACUGUGAUCAUUGUAUCGAUUUUUACAUAGAAAAUGAGGCAACCAGACGACUAGGGAGAAAACACAUCUUCUGAAGGUGACCGAUAUUACAAGAAGGACAAACAAUGGUUAAAACUUCUACUGUUGUGUAUAGGAACAAGACGUUUUCACCACACCCACUAUCUUGAGUAGAUGUGUUAUUCCACAGUGAUUUCUUCAUCAUAUCUUCUUGAACAAGCUUUCCUGGUGAAUAGGAGGCCAUGGAUGCUAUUUAGAAAAUGUAGGCUUUUUUAAUGACAAAAGUAAGACGCUCCCAGUUGCUAGGAAGAUGACCUUGAAGGUAUGUGGAUGGCAGUCUAAUAUCUAUAGAGGGUUUGUACAGUAAAUAUAUGCAUUGUUUUGUGAAAGAAACAUGGAGAAACAAAUAAUAUGCAUCAACUGUGAAAUAAACCAGUCUCAGAGCAUUUGGAAUGUCGGGGUACAGUUUAAUAAUAUCGGAAGCAGUUUAUUAGCCAUUUAACAAAAAUGUUUGGGAAUUGUCUUGGUAAAAAGCCGUCACACAGGAUAACGAUGAAAACACACACAGUAAGAUAUGAUGCAACGAGUAGCUUAAAUCCUUUGUACUAAAACACUGUGUUCCUAUUUCACUGGCCCUAUGGAUGGACCUAGGGCAGUCUGUUACACUGGCCCUAUGGAUGGACCUUGGUCAGUCUGUUACACUGGCCCUAUGGAUGGACCUUGGGCAGUCUGUUACACUGGCCCUAUGGAUGGACCUUGGUCAGUCUGUUACACUGGCCCUAUGGAUGGACCUUGGGCAGUCUGUUACACUGGCCCUAUGGAUGGACCUUGGGCAGUCUGUUACACUGGCCCUAUGGAUGGAUCUUGGGCAGUCUGUCUGUCUGUUUUACGUGUUGGUCAAUUUUUAAGCUUUAAAAUGACUUGAUGUUUUUAAUGUCUCUCUCUCUCGCUUGGUUUGUCUCGCUCCCUCUCUCUCUCUCUCUAUGAAGUCAGGUGGUUUCUCAGUCAGUAGUCCUGUGCAGUGCUUUUCUCUGUGUUGUCAUACUGUUCUGUUCACUGUUUGACUCUGCUGUGCUGCUUCCAGUUUGUGCCUUGACUUGACUGUGUGGAACUCUCCUGUCCUUACAAGUGCUCACACACACUUGUAGACUGAAAUUAUAUAUUUUUUCUAACGAGAUAGACACACACACGCACACACACACACACACACACACACACACACACACACAAUAACACAGACAACAGCGUUAUUUGUAAAGGCUAUAUAGGACAUGUAGAAGCAGUCAGGCCAGAUUGUUUCUGUUCUGUACAUUGGAUUUUGUGGGGUGGGGUCAGUUAUGUUGUUUGUUUUGGAAGCAAUGUCUUUCCCAUGUAGUGAAUAAAGCCUACUGCUGACCUG
Molecule: messenger RNA, 4771 nt
Organism: Coregonus clupeaformis (lake whitefish)
Lineage: Eukaryota; Metazoa; Chordata; Actinopteri; Salmoniformes; Salmonidae
Product: prolactin receptor
Exons: 9
Coding region: 429-2060 (543 amino acids)
Biological process (GO): cytokine-mediated signaling pathway
Cellular component (GO): external side of plasma membrane
Molecular function (GO): cytokine receptor activity; protein binding
Source: RefSeq, a predicted model, not a curated record